Molecule: messenger RNA, 3057 nt
Organism: Ruditapes philippinarum (Manila clam)
Lineage: Eukaryota; Metazoa; Mollusca; Bivalvia; Venerida; Veneridae
Product: neuroglian-like
Exons: 18
Coding region: 242-2653 (803 amino acids)
Biological process (GO): axon guidance; dendrite self-avoidance; homophilic cell-cell adhesion
Cellular component (GO): axon; plasma membrane
Molecular function (GO): cell-cell adhesion mediator activity
Source: RefSeq, a predicted model, not a curated record
AAAUAUCAUAGCAUGCAAGUUGAGAGACGGACAAAAGUACAGAAAGGAAAUUGAGGUUAAAUCGCUGUGUGUGUUGAAAAAACAAGUUUGUGUCAACAAUUUUUAGCUUGAUAUAAAACUGUGCUGUAUAAUAAGAUUGAUUUUAAUUUUAUGCUAAGAAGGAGACUGUGUAUAGAUUAAGAUUUAUGUAAUAAAAUUAGACAGGAUUAAAAUACUGGAGGAUUCGUUUAGCAAAUUGUUUAUGGUAAAAUUGAAAAUGAGGAUACUUACUGCUGUUUGCUGUAUAGUGUAUAUAGCGCAAGUGAAGGCGCGAGAUGGACAUCCACCCCAGAUUUCUGUACCACAAGGAAAUAAAUGGUCUCAGACCAAAGUGUAUGUAAGAAAGGCAAGUCCUAAUAGAUUUGAAUGCCAGGCUACAGCAAUACCUCAGGCAAAAUAUUAUUGGACUGUGAAUGGGACAGCAAUUGUUUCGGAUGCUAGAGUAGUUGCAUUUGACAAAGAGACGGGGACACUUACAACAGGGCCUCUAUUUGGUGAAUUACACACAGGAGAUUAUCAAUGUUUUGCCUCCAAUAAAUAUGGUACCGCUAUGACACCAAUCCUGAAAAUCAUAGCCACAGUUGCCAAUACGUUUAAAGGAACAGGGGUGUCAACAACAGAUUUAGAGGCGGAUGUUUCAAAAUACUUUAAGUUGGAAUGUAAAGAUGUUCCCUAUAGUGUUCCCCAGUGGCAGUUUGGCUGGCAGAAAGGAGUUUUAACGAAUGGAAAAUUGGUAGCAAACCCAGUUAUAUUAACGGAAAGAUUUGCUAUUGAUAAAAAAGGAAAUCUUCAUUUUCUGUGGGCUGAAAUUUCAGACAAUGGUUAUAUCUAUGGGUGUUCUACAGUCAACAAUGUUUUACUCAUAGAAGUUAGUAAUACACAGACAAUCCGACUUACUGUGAAUGAUGGUGAAGUUGGUGAUCGUCAGCCAGAGUUGAAGUAUCAUGAAGAUGUGCAAGUGCUUGCCGGGGAAGAUGCUGAACUUAUGUGUAUAUUUACAUACUAUUCUAAAGCAGGAGAUAAACUGAAGAUAGAUUGGUUAAGAAAUGGAGUGAAUGUAGGAACAGGAUACAAACUCAAUUUAGAUAAUGUUUUGUUACCUGAUGAUAAACAGAAUAUGGAGGGUGAAUACAUGUGCGAGGCCAAGCUCGGUAGUGGUAGUUCAGUUUACGGAAGAGUUAACCUGAAGAUAGUUGCUCCUCCAAGGUUUGUAAAGGCCCCAGAAACAAAAUCGGUACCAAUUGGAAAUGACGCUGUAUUCAAUUGCGAGGCAACAUCACAUAAUUCGUACAGCGACCCCCCUGUCUGGUUUGUUAAUGCUGAUCCUCUUAUAGGCUGCCAUGAUCGACAUUUUGAAUGUUCUGCACUUAAAGACGGUAGAUCUCAAUGUAUAAAAGAAAAUAUGGUUUGUGACAAUGCCCCAGAUUGUUCUGAUGGAAGUGACGAAAGCAAUUGUCCAGGAUCAUGUGCCGAGGGUCAAGUCUGGUGUAACGACAAAUGUGAAAGUGCGGAUCAUGAAUGCAAGGACAUUGACUGCGAAUACCCAGGAUUCCUUUGUAAGGAUAAGAAGGCUUGUUUAACAAAAGAACAAGUUUGCGAUGGGAAUAAAAACUGUGCUGAUGGGUCUGAUGAACGUGCUUGCCCUGGUGGUGCAGAGAUUCAACGGCAAAGAUGGCAAAUGCCUUCAGAUAGAAAAAGACUUGUCUUACCUAAUGUUACAUUGGAUGAUACACUGUGUGUACAGUGUCUGGUACGAAAUGAGUAUGGAUCAACAAUUGGUGAUGCAUGUCUAACUGUUAUUGACAAGAUUGUUGUAAUCAAGGGUCCCAAUUCUACAUACGAUGUGGUGCCUGGCAUGUCCGUGUUUAUUGAAGUACAGGCAACCACAGAUAGUUUGUUCAAUAAUCAGAUGACGUAUAAAUGGCAGUGGUACGAGGAACAGACAGACAAGAAAACGGGCGUCACUGUUACAAAACCAGUAUUGCUGCCACCAAAGUCACGACUAGGCAGAUACAUCCGUAUAUCACAGAAUGGUAAGAAUGCAGUAUUCCAGUUCCCAGAGGUGAGCGACGAGGACCAGGACGCGUACAAUGCAUACAAUGCUCUCAAAGACCGAUUAUACACUCUUAUCAUAGAACACAAGUACGACCGAGUAGAAGUCAACUUCACAAUUAAUGGCAUCAAUAUCAUUAAACCAACUGGUGCUCCGGUGGUUGUAGAAGCGGCGUCAAAUCUAUGGUUCAUCGCACUCAUUCUGGCCAUACUGAUCUUGUUUAUUGUGGUUGCUCUCAUCGUGUGUUAUAUGUACAGAAACAGAGGAGGUACAUACAUGUUGGACAAGAAGGAGCACCAGGCUGGUCAUGACCCAGCACAGGAAUUAAAAGACAGUGGAUUCCAUGAUGUCGGAAGAAUUGAUGAUGAUUAUGAUGAUGACAAACCUCACGCUGAUGAAGCUUCCUUGUCGGAGAGUGUAAAACCAUAUGAAUCUGACGAUGACCCGACUGAGGAAUAUGGCGGGGAUUUCGAUGUUAGCAAAUUUAAUGAAGACGGAUCUUUCAUUGGUUUAUAUGGCGAUAAAAAAAGUAAAUAUUCCACAAAAGAAGCCACCGUAUAAUAUCACUGUGGACAAUAAUAUAACAUCGUACCCUGCCUUAUAAUUACAUUUUUAUCUCCCUUUUUAUAUGUUAUCGUUUUCAUAAAAAUAAAAUUGAUGAUAUUAAAAAUAAAUAUAAAAAAGGAAAAGAGAAAAUGGCUGAUGAGACAGUUAAUCAUAGUGUAAAAAGAUAGUUAACAAGUGCAAGAAAAAAAUACUGAAAUGUGAAAAAUACAACUGUGGUAGAAUAAUCUCAUCAAUAUUUUUAGGAAACUUAUUUUUAAAUGAUUGACAGAAUGAAUUUUGUUGUAUUUUGAUGAUCAUGGUAAACAUUGAACCUUGAUAUAUUUGUAGACAAAAUCUGAUUUAAGUUGAAUUUUGUUACUGUUGAUUUAGAGUAAAAAAGUCUUUGGAUAAAAGUAAAA